Xylaria bambusicola is the source of this 3589-nucleotide messenger RNA. RefSeq names its product N-terminal binuclear Zn cluster-containing protein. Gene Ontology annotation, biological process: DNA-templated transcription; regulation of DNA-templated transcription. Bases 656 to 3460 code for a protein of 934 amino acids. Gene Ontology annotation, molecular function: zinc ion binding; DNA binding; DNA-binding transcription factor activity, RNA polymerase II-specific. The record is from RefSeq and is a predicted model, not a curated record. NCBI's taxonomy places the organism in Eukaryota, Fungi, Ascomycota, Sordariomycetes, Xylariales, Xylariaceae. The transcript has 6 exons.
CACUACCCAUUUGUCGGUAGCAUAAUGGCUUCAUGUGCUGUAGCCUGCUUAGCGUAAGGUAUCGAGGUAACUAAAAUGCCCGGCUGCACACAAGGUACCACCCGCUAUUUUGAGCGAGGUGGUACCACCUAUCGGUAGUACUGUAUGUAUCUAAGUAGGGAUGUAGGUACCUACUGAGGCUUAAGCGGGAUCCAGGGAUGCCUGCCUACACCUACCCUAGGUAGGUAGUACAUAGUAGGUUGUACCCAGGUUGGUUGCAGUCAGUCAGUCAGUCAGUCACUCACUCACUCACUCGCUCAAGUCUAGAACAUAGCUUAAAGCCGAAUCCCACCAACGGCCCUGUCAAUGCCAUGUGCGUUUUGUCUGUUUCAAUAAUAAUGCUGACUUGCGUACAACACACAGACCUGUUGAUGUGCUACCCUUCUUUCCCCCUUCUUCGAUCUCUCUUAGUUUCCCAGAGUUCGUGUAUUCCAUGCCUACUUUUGCCCAGGUAGUCUAGUUCCUUGCCUCCCCCGACUCGCACCAAUCAAGAGAAGAACCCAUCGCAUAUGUCAUUGUCUGCUCCUCUAUUUCCUUUUCUUUUUUCCCACGACGACCACGACAGCCGCGACGAGAGACACAACUGCUCCGACUAGCCGCACGCACUCACGACGCCAUGGACCAUCUCAGGGUUGACCCCGGGACCUUCCAGAUUCCGGGCAUGCAUCCUCCGCCGUUAAUGAACCAACCGCCACCCAUCUUUGGCGCCUAUGGCCAUGAUGGUCUACCGGUCCUACCUCCGGAGCUCGCGGCUCAGAUGGGGUUUGACCCCUCGGCGCUACUCGAUGAUGUGAACGAGGCAAAGAGAAGGAGGAUUGCGCGGGCAUGUGAUAUGUGUCGGAAAAAAAAGAUCAAAUGUGAUGGGAAAAUGCCGGCUUGCACUCAUUGUAUCAAUUAUAAGACAGAUUGUGUCUUCACGCAGGUCGAGAAGAAGCGAAGUCCACCGAAAGGUGCUAAGUACAUAGAAGGUCUUGAGAAUCGCCUCGGACGGAUGGAAAGUUUGCUCAGAUUAUCUGGCCUCCUCGGCGAGGAUGACGAAGCGACAGAUCUUGCAACCCUAGAAAAACGCCUCGCUGAAAAGCAACAUCAGUCUAAACAUGGAUCCAUUACCUCACAAGCAUCGCACUCGAACCCAACCUCUCCAUCUCAGACUACAUCCGGUCCUGAUGGUUUAGACUCAGCCCCCCAGAGCGCGUUAACCUCACCUGAGCCAACAAAGGAGCGAGACUUUAGGAGAGACCGCUCCCCAUCUACGGACCUUAAAAACGAGGAGGAAGUCGAGGCCUUAUCUGAAAUGAUGUGUUCAUUGGUAACGAACCAGGAGGGCGAGACAAGAUACAUAGGAUCAUCUUCCGGGUUUUCCAUCUUCUCACCGAAAGGCGUUCAGUGGGUCAAUGAGAAGAUAGGAGACACCUCUUUCCAGCAAAUGAUUUCGGAGGUUUCCCUGGACGAUCAUAAAUGGACUCAGUGGAAGCAAGAAGUUUUUGCCGAUCUUUUUCAUCGACCUGUCUACCGGCCAUUGCCGCCUAAACCUGAAGCUUUAUCCCUGUUGAAAGACUACUUUGAGAACUUUAACUGCAUGUUCCCAUUAUUCCAUCAGCCUACAUUCAUGCACCUGGUGGAGAGGCAGUACUCAUCUAAUCCAUAUGAAGGGUCAGGCUGGUGGGCAAGUCUGAAUUGCGCUCUCGCCAUUGCCCAUCGCCUUCGAGUUAUGAGCAAUCUUGUACCUCAAGAAGAGGAUGAGAAAGCGUGGGCCUAUAUCAAAAACGCGAUGGGAGUUUUUAGCGAAUUAACAAUGCGCAACACCGAUCUUCUGAGUGUACAGGCCUUACUGGGCAUGGCAUUAUUCAUGCAAGGGACACCCAAUCCUCAACCAUCUUUCUUGCUCAUUGCCGCUGCCAUCAGAUCAUCCCACAGUAUUGGCCUUCACAAACGUGGUACCGGCUUCAACCUAAACCCCAUUGAAAUCGAACAGAGAAAGCGGGUAUUCUGGAUUGCAUAUAUGCUGGACAAGGAUUUGUGUCUUCGAUCGGGUCGACCACCUGCACAAGACGACGACGACAUGAAUGUGGAUCUUCCGGACGCUGAUCCUGCUGACCAUAUAGGCAAUAUUCCUCUGGCUGACGGCAAAGGCAAAAUGAACCUAUUCCGUGUUAUGUGCGAAUUAACAGUAAUCGAGAGCAAGAUUUACAGGAGGCUUUACUCUACAAAGGCGACAAAGUUGUCAGAUGGCGAACUAUUACAUACAAUUGGAGAACUCGAUAAGGACCUAGAGACUUGGAAGGAUAGUAUUGACAUUGCUUACCGCCCAGAGCACGAAAUUAAAGCGUCUCAUACACCCUUAAUCUUGCAUAUUGCCAUGCUCCAUUUCGCGUACUAUAACGCCCUCACUACCAUCCAUCGCAUGUCCAUACAUCAUGGUUUCUGGACGAGCCGACUAGCAAACUACGCCAUUCAAGGCCUAAAUGCGAGGCCGCUGAAUCCAAGAGUAUUCUCUUCAGCUGCGCUUUGCGCAUCUGCUGCAAGGGCUACAAUUUCCUUGCUAAAAUACAUUCCACAGGGUGACUUUUCUUGCGUCUGGAUGGCUCUAUAUUUUCCCGUUUCAGCGUUGGUUACACUAUUUGGGAACAUAUUGCAAAACCCGAAUGACCCACGCGCACGAUCUGAUACGCGACUGAUGAAUUUGGUGGUGACAUUUCUGUCGACCCUGGGCCAAGAGGCCGAGGUUGGUGGUGUCCACCGCAUGCUUGGCGUGUGUGCAGAAUUUGAACGCAUUGCCAAAGUCGUAAUAGAGAAAGCUGAACGGGAUGCGGCAUCCCGGAAAAAAAGGAAGCCCGCCGACUUGAACAGACAGGCGAGGGACAGUGUAAGUUAUAGUGUGACAUCCACUACGACUCCUCGCCCAUCCUCAUCGACAUCAACCCCGACGAUGAAUAUGUAUGGUGGCAACAGUAAAAGUAAUCCAGGAGUGGCACAGCUCUCACCAAAGUUCAACGGUGAGCAAAACCGACAAAACAAUGCUAGCGCUGCAACGACGCCGAGCAGCACUUCACAGUUUAACGGAAAUGGCAACAGCGGUUCCAACGGGUAUAGUCCAAUGAAUACGGCAGUAUCGGCCACUGGCUCGGCACCGCGCGGUGACGCGAGUGGCUGGCCAUCGGAGCACUUUGACCCGGUAGAUAUGGGGUCGUUUGCGGAACUGACAGGAUUUGGACAGCCAAUGGCAUCUCCCUCUACGAUGUUAGGAAGUAUGGGAAUGAAUGGGAUUGCGCCAGGGUUAACACCUGCAGGAAACAGUGCGACGGGACACCAGCCGACGCUGCCACAGGAUCUUUGGCAGCUACCCAUGACGCUUGACUGGGACUGGGCCGAGUUUACUGGUGGGCCGUAUCCUGGGUUCGAAAAUGGAAGUGCAAUUUAGAGCGGCUUCGAGCGAGAGAUGUUGAAGACUCUGUGAGAAUGAUGAACCCAAGCGGAGAACUGCGGCUUAGAGCCGAGAACGAAGUCAUGAUUGAUACGGCGACAGUGGCAAAACAUAACGGCAGAACAU